This is a messenger RNA of Parastagonospora nodorum SN15, 2052 nucleotides long. RefSeq lists its product as hypothetical. Lineage: Eukaryota; Fungi; Ascomycota; Dothideomycetes; Pleosporales; Phaeosphaeriaceae. The record is from RefSeq and is a predicted model, not a curated record. Gene Ontology annotation, biological process: protein deglycosylation. Gene Ontology annotation, molecular function: mannosyl-glycoprotein endo-beta-N-acetylglucosaminidase activity. The transcript is spliced from 2 exons. The coding region runs from base 1 to 2052 and encodes 683 amino acids. Gene Ontology annotation, cellular component: cytoplasm.
AUGGCCUCAAUUCUAGGCUGGAAAGACAUCCUGAGGCCUAUCAGAGAUGGGUAUCGCCAUCUGUUCCCGACGCCAGAUACCGGUCCCUCUCCAGAAGAGCGCCGGCUACAACGUGAACGAGAUCGCCUGAAGGGUUUCGAGUAUUUCGACACUUUCGACCAGCUCGAAGGUUGGGAAGAGAGCGAUUCAGACCCACUGCAGAUAUCGAAUACACCAUUACUACCUCGAAUUGUUGGCACUGCGGCAAAAGAAGGACCCAAAGCGCGCGUCUUACUAGUCCAUGACUAUGCAGGCAAUUACCACGAUUACGAAAACGUGCAAGGUGCGGAUCUCGCAGAAGAGAUGUAUGCAUGUGAGGACCUUCAGUACGUCGACUCAUUUGUGUACUUCUCCCAUAAGCUAGUCUGUGUACCUCCACCAACUUGGGCCAACACACUCCAUCGCAAUGGUGUCUUGGCUCUUGGUACCAUCCUCGUCGAGCCGCAGACCAAGGAGACAGAUAGAUUUUUGCAGCACACAAGCAGUGAUGGCAACAUGACAUUCGGUCUCGCCACAAAGCUAGCCAAUAUAGCGAAGCACUAUGGUUUCGAUGGCUAUCUAGUCAAUAUUGAGAUACCUUUCCCAAGAGAGGCUUGGAGUCCGAACAUACUUCAAGCCUUCCUGGUGCAGUUGAGAGACGAGCUGGGUGACAAUAGGCAAUUGAACGCUCUAACCGCCUCCAAUCUUCUCUUUGCCCAAGCUUGUGGCGGCAUCUUGACCAAUUACUGCUGGGGCGAGUCCGAGGCAAGCAGAUCGAAGACGAUUGCUUUGCAGUCAGGCUUUCCACCCGAACAGAUCUUCUUUGGCGUCGAUGUCUGGGCGCAAAAUAAUUCAGGGUCACACCAAUCCAGAUCUACGUAUCCCAAAAAAGGUGGCGGUGGAACCAACACUGGUGCAGCUGUGACAAAGCUCGCAGAACUCGGCUUGUCCGCUGGUAUCUUUGCACCUGCCUGGUCUUUUGAGCACUUUCCUGUGCAGGGUAGAGCAAUCGAGCGGACAAUGUGGCACGGUGACGAUUUACCAAACGAUGUCGACUGUUCUUGUGGAAAUGCAGCAGUUCGACAUCAACAGACACAGGGAUGCUGUAUCACCAAAUCUGCCAGGUGUUUUCCAGCUGGAUGGGAAAUGUUCUUUUUUACUGAUUUCAGCCGCAGUUUCGCGAAGCACGUCACAGAUGGGCCAUUGCACGCACAACUUGGCGCGCAAGCUCCUCUUCCUAUACCAGUACCAUGUGUCAAUCAAGGCAGCCAAGCCCGCAUCGCACACAGGUUAGCACAAGGUCCUCAAAGCAAGCUGGUAAUCGAAGCCCACAACUGCAUACAGGCCGAUGUGCUUACCCAGUACUUCGACUGCUACAUACCUCUCUACAGCUUGAAUAUGCCUGCAGUCGGUGGUCUGGCAUUGGAAGUCACUUAUCGCAAUCUGGCCACUGAUACAGGCGCAGUACCAAGCUUGUCUCUCAAGCUCAUCAAUCGCGAUGAGCCACGACUGCUACCGAUAGAAGACAAUGGGGGAGUCCACACGAUGCGCGCAAAGAUUGGUCCGCAAACAGACACAGACGAGGGCGGUGGCCUAAAAGAAUUGGGGUUUCACCUCACUGGCUUUGGUGGUGAAGGAACCGUCCCUAUCCUUGAGAUAUACACAAUUUCGAUCACGCCACUUCAGAGCGAUAAUGUUCCGCAUGUACACAGUAUUUACGAAGUACAAUUGCAACAUCGAGGCGAAGGAGAAAAUAAGCACGUGCGACUAUGCUGGAAAUUCACUGGUACCACUGAGGAUAGACUGUCUGGCAUACCAUACAGCCAUCUCACUGGGCCUUUCUCAUACUUCCUUGUGAACAUCAAUGGAACGCAAUGUGGAAGAACGUAUACUCUUGAAAGUAUCUUGACUAAGGAGAUGCAGAAAACGUUCACGGAAAAAGAGUUGGAAGUCGAAAUAAUUGGGGUUGGGUUUGUUGGGCAGAAUCUAGCUCGUCAUGUCACAGCACUGCACCUGAGCAGUGAGUUGAUCUGA